Molecule: messenger RNA, 918 nt
Organism: Microthlaspi erraticum
Lineage: Eukaryota; Viridiplantae; Streptophyta; Magnoliopsida; Brassicales; Brassicaceae
Source: the annotation of a GenBank genome assembly
AUGGAAAAUGGGAAUGGAGAAGGAAAGGGAGAGUUCAUAAACCAAAACAGUAACGACUACUUCCUUGAUUCCAUGUCAAUGCUCUCCUCCCUCCCUCCUUGUUGGGACUCAUCUCUUCCUCCUCCUCCUCCUCCGCCGAAUUCUCUCUUCCACGCUCUCACCGUCGACGCCCCCUUCCCCGACCAGUUUCAACACCCUCAGGAGUCAGGUGGUCCAACAAUGGGCAGCCAAGAAGGGUUGCAGCCACAAGGGACGGUUUCGACGACGAGCGCACCUGUUACUCGCCAAAAGCCAAGGGUGCGAGCCAGGAGAGGGCAAGCCACUGAUCCUCACAGCAUCGCUGAGCGGCUGAGAAGGGAACGCAUUGCAGAGCGUAUGAAGUCUCUCCAAGAACUAGUUCCCAACACCAACAAGACGGAUAAGGCAUCAAUGCUGGACGAGAUCAUCGAGUAUGUGAGAUUCCUUCAGCUACAAGUCAAAGUACUAAGCAUGAGCAGAUUGGGAGGUGCAGGUGCAGCUGGUCCACGCCUCAAUGGUCUCACCUCCGAGGUAGGAGGACGGCUCAACGCACUCUCUGGACCACCACCAAGCAAUGGCAUGAACGGGAAUGGAAACGCAACAGGAUCAUCCAAUGAGAGCCUAAGGACAACAGAACAGAGGGUGGCAAAACUGAUGGAAGAGGACAUGGGCUCAGCAAUGCAGUAUCUUCAAGGGAAGGGUCUUUGCCUGAUGCCAAUCUCUCUCGCAACAGCGAUAUCAUCUACAUCUACUCACACUCGUGGAGCUCUCUUCACCCCCAACUCCAAUGCCAUAGCAGCAGCGGAUGCAAACAUAGCUGCAGCAGCAGCCGCAGCCUCAGCAGAAGCACCUGAAGCUUCCUCUACUAUGGAUGAUGAUGUAUCUGCCUCCAAGGCCUGA